AUGUUUAUUCUUGUACUUUUUGGAUAUAAAUAAAGCAGAAUUUUCACUAUAGAUUGCUUAACUGCGACUUUAACAGAUUGUAUAUGGCAAAACUGUAUUAAAGAUACUAAUAAGAAUAUUUUAUAAAAAGAAGAAUAACAUAAUAAAGAAAAAAAUCUUUUAUAAAAAAAAAUAUAGAAGAUAGAAGUAAAAAUUGAAUAAAUAGAUAAAUUGAUUAAAGACGAAGAAGAAAAAAUAGAUUCAAAUGAUAAAAAAAAAUAAGAAGAAAAAAACAAAAAAGUAGCUAAAAAAGGUAAAGAUACAGUCCCUUCUAAUCCAUUAGAAAUCGAAAAAUAAGAAAAUCAAAAAGAACUUGAAAAAAUUAAAGAAAAUAUUCAAAAAUAUGAUGAUAAACUUGAGAAAUUAAAAAUUUAAAAAUAAAAAUUUUAAGAACUUGAAAAAAACGAAAAUAUUAUUGUCGAACUUUUCGAUAAAACUGGUGAAAGGAAAUUUAUAAAAACUAAAAAUGAUACUAUUGCAAAUACUUUCUUAACAGAUAAAAAUACAUAUAUAUUAGGAUAUUAUUUGCCUACUAAAGAAGAAGAAAUUGUUAAUGUAGUAGAAAUUGAUGGAUAUUGCCUAAGAAGUAUAGAAGAAGAUGAAGGGUGA
This is a messenger RNA of Ichthyophthirius multifiliis, 648 nucleotides long. RefSeq lists its product as hypothetical. NCBI's taxonomy places the organism in Eukaryota, Ciliophora, Oligohymenophorea, Hymenostomatida. The record is from RefSeq and is a predicted model, not a curated record. The transcript has 3 exons.